Messenger RNA from Helicoverpa zea (corn earworm), 1243 nucleotides. RefSeq lists its product as uncharacterized. Bases 113 to 1243 code for a protein of 376 amino acids. The record is from RefSeq and is a predicted model, not a curated record. Lineage: Eukaryota; Metazoa; Arthropoda; Insecta; Lepidoptera; Noctuidae. The transcript has 5 exons.
UUGACUUGGAAUGUCACAGUAUCGUUCGAUCGCGCCAUUGGUUCGCUCGUACUUUAUUGUUAUUAUUGUGCUUUGCUGAUUUUUCUGAUUUUACGGAUUCUUCUACUUGCACAUGAUUAUUUAUGAACUUAUAACUCUGACGACUUUGCUUUUUCGUACCGGUUAUUUGAUAUUGCACGUGAUUAAGACUUCGGCUUUCGGAUUACCCCGAAUUAUAAUGGCUCUCUGCGUGAAUUGUAACAUAGGUAUACAUGCUAAUCAGCAGUAUGACUAUGAUGCUUUAAGCAUGAGUCCUGAAAUAGUCUCAAUACUUGAAGAAUGGAUUACUCGGCAGGUAACUGAUGGAGAUCGCAUUUGCCAAGAAUGCAUGAACCUUAUACUCACGGAACUGAACAACAGAAAUGAGAAUAAUAUUGGUGGUCGACAGCUAGGUCAUCAAUCAGUUUGUGUUUGGUGUGGUAUAUCCAUUUCAAGAAGAACGGGCAGACGUUCUCGUCCCUUAACGGAUGAUCAUCCUGAGCGGGCUUAUGUAGCUGGCAUCAUCAGCCCCCGACAGAUUCCACCAAAUGGUCGAGCAUGUAAUGCCUGUUGGCAAAGGGCCCACAGCAAUAUUCUACAAGUCAUUGAACCACCAAGAGAGUCCCAAGAAACUAGUGACAAUGCAGAAAGUAGGUCCAGCUCUGUAGUAGCACCUAAUAAAUUCAAUCAGCCCCAAGGUCAAUUACCAAAUGCAUUAACAUCACGCCCCAAGCCUGGGUACUUACCCCAAUCUCAACAAUUUGGGUACAGGCCACCCCAACAAUUCGGGUACAGGCCACCUCAACAAUUCGGGUAUAGGCCACCUCAACCAUUUGGGUACAGGCCACCCCAACAAUUAGGAUACAGGCCACCGCCACAGUUUGGCUAUAAACCGUUGCAACCUCAGCAGUUUGGUUACAAAUCCCCCAAUAAUUCUAAUACCCCACAAAUACUAAAACCUCAAACGCAAACUACUGAUGUGUCUAUGCGAACAGCCCAACCUAAAUCGAAUGUACCACAAGGUUUCAAUUUAAAUGAAUUGUCUGCUGACGACUAUGAGCCUUAUUACAAUAACUAUUACUCUAACUAUGACGAUGACUAUUAUGGUGACUCAAAUGAAAUUAAUUAUCAUGACGAGACUCAUGUUGACUAUGAAUUACAAUCAGAAAAUGAAAUUCAGGCACUGGAUUUUCAGGAGAGUGCCUCGACGGACAAGAAAUCUUAG